GAUAGGGACAUCAGUACGGCUAUUGCAAUGAUGACAGCGCGCCAAAACCUGUGAGUUUUUUUUUUAUCAUCAAGCGGGAACGUCAUUCGUCUAUAAUAGUGAUAAAUAUUGUCCGACAAAAAGAAACGUAAUAAUUUUCUGUUAUAUUCCACAUGUUUUCCUACAAUUGACGGUGCAUUUUGCGCCAAAUGCUACGUUUAAGAAGAAUCAUUUGAUUUGUGAAUCGACUGUGCGCCACAUAAACGACGGUAGAUCACUGGUUAGCUACAAAAAUCAAGUAAAAAGGAGAGGUCAAACAUAAUUGGCGCCAUUUUUCGUGUUCUCAAUUUAAUUUUCGUUUCGCGUAUAUACACACAUAGAAUAUAUACAACGGAGGUGUAGCGAAGUUCAUUGCUUUUGUUGUCGGUUUUGCACGAGCAAGCAAAACGAAACAAGAGGCUUACUAACAAUAUAAAAUCAAAUCGAGUGAAAGAAUUGGAAACGCCACAACGCAUCGAAACAAAAUAAAAGACACACACACACACAAAAUAAUACAAUUUAGUGCAGUUUUAGUUUAAAAAAUGUUGACGAAUGAAUCGAGCGAUGAGAUCGACGACAGAAUCAAAAGCAAAUAUGUACAUAUUUGCGAGCAAUUGGAAAUCGAUGACUCGAUAGUGGAAUCAACUUGGGACAAUUACCGAUCCAUUCGCAAUGAUCACACGCUGGAGGGCGGUGAGAUUCAGUGGCUUUGCUGCGCGCUCUACGUCAACCUCACAGAUAAAUCGAACGAACUGUCGGAGAUUUCUUUAACAAAACUACUUCGUUUGUGCAAUAUAAAAAUUUAUGAGUUUUUAAAGAAAACCGAACAAUGGUUCAGUAUUCCGGGAGUCAGCACAUCGAGUGAAUGCCGUGAACGAUUCAAGCGGCUGCGAGCGAGUUUGUCCGUAUCGAUAUUGUCUUAUGAAAAAUACUCAUCAAUUUUCUGUGAAUAUUUUACGAGUCCAAAUAAUUCGGAGGAGGCUGCAUUGGCAGCCGCUACAAUAUCCACACCGCAAAAGGGGAAAAAAUCCAAGCAGGCCAACAAGUGCACACCAAACAAUGUCUACGAAUUUUGUUGGUAUCUUUUCAUAUUGGCGCAGGGUGAGAAUCCAGAGCAUUCCAUCGAUAUAGUGACAUCGUUUCACAUGCUGUUGUGCUGCAUUGAUCUGAUAUUUGCAAACAUUGUGGCCGACAAGCGUGACGAUUUGCUGAACAUGAAAUUUGGACCGGCCGCCGCCGCACUGAGCAAGGACAAAAAAUCCGCCGACACCGAACCGGUUUCGAUCAUCAAAGAACUGUGCCAACAGCAAGAGGCUCCCGAAAUUGAUGCCCUCGAAAUCAAAUCACACAACUGGAAAGAGUUGAUGCAGAAAUUCUUCCGCGAUAAUGUUCUCAAAGGGAAUGCCAACACUUUUUUGGGCAUUUUAUCGGCACAAAACCACGACAGCAACAUAAAAUCGCUCAAGAAACAGUAUGAAGCGUACAUUCGACGCGAUGGGAAAAUUGAUGAAGGCAUCUUUUUGCUGCAGGCACCAAACGACAGUGUAUCCGAUCCAAAAACUCAUUCACAAAUCAUCAAAACAUUGGCACCCGACACGCCACUCAGUGCAAGGCACAAUUUGCCGACCCGCGAUCCAAUCCUAGCAUCACCGGUUUCGAACGCGACGCAAAAUGUCAAUCGAUUGCAUCAACAUUUGAACAGUUCGACAGCCGAACCCAGCAAAAGUUUGAAAGAUCUCUUCAAGACUUGUGGAGUCAAUCCACUGCCCGAAAUCGAAGCAAUUCAGAAAUCGAUGCGAGAAAAAUUCCUCAGCGAGUUCAGAACAAACUCGGCCAGUGAUCGAUUCGAGUUAGCGGUCAAACUCUACUAUAAUUUGCUUGAAAAGAUCAUUCGCAAGGAGAGAAGCCAAAAGCAGAACUUUCAUCCGAACAUUUUGAAAAAUUCAAGAUUCCAUAUGAUGCUAAUGGCUACAUCGGUUGAAAUCGUUAUUUAUGCAUACGGCGCCUCUCAGAAAUUCCCAUGGAUCCUCAAUUGCUUUAGAAUAAACGCAUUCUAUUUCUACAAACUGAUCGAAAUUAUCAUAUCUAAUGAAGAAGGCAUUUUAAGCCGUGAUCUCAUCAAGCAUUUGAAUGCUAUCGAGGAACAAUGCCUUGAAUCGCUCGCUUGGGAAAAAGACUCACCGUUAUGGACAGAGAUAAAUGACUGGCUUUCUCGACAUCAUUCGUUACCAAAGCAAGAAGACACAAUCAGCAGUUCGAUUGGGCUAUUCUUUCGAAAAUUCUACAAAUUGGCAUUUGUACGCAUCGAAAAGUUGGCCACCGACUUGGAAUUGAAAGGCAAUCAAUAUCUGCAAAAGAUUUGGACUACGUUUGAGUAUUCCAUUUUGCAUCGCAUUGAUCUCAUGAAGGAUCGUCACUUGGAUCAGCUUAUCAUGUGCUCUAUUUAUAUAUUUGCUCGUGCACGAAAUUUGCCAACUAAAUUCAAAGACAUCAUGUCCGCGUAUCGUACACAACCGCAGGCGGAGAGCAACAUCUAUCGAGAAGUGUUGGGAACGGACAACAAUCGUUGUGACAUCAUCGAUUUUUACAAUCGAAUUUAUGUGCAUGAUAUGAAGGAGUUUGUGUUGCGCUUGAGGGCUUCAGAUGAUGUUACAUUAUCACCAUUACCGGUCAACAUUCGAGCCCAACAAUAUCCCCGCAAAAUCUCACAGAGUCACAGCAUCUACGUGCAGGAACUACAGAGCAAUGAGAUUCUACAAUCACCCGAUCCAAUCGCAUAUACAUUCAUCUCAAGCCCUAUUCAGAGCUUCCGAAAGAUUGACCCAACGGGUGAUGAGCACAACUCGAACGGUAAACGAACUUUACCGUUCAACGGUGGUGGCGAACAACAAGAAAAAGACGCCAAAGAUCAGCCUGAAAUCGUCCCAUACACAAACAAAAAACUACGAAGUCUGAUGACCGACCGUCAAGAGAAAGCCGACAAAUAAUAAACAAUUGCAACAAAUAUGAACCAGAGAGAGAAAGAGAGAGAGAGAGGGAGAGAGAGAAACUACCAACCGAAAUUCUAUAUUCCUUCAAAAUAAUCAGAAUACAUAUGUAACAGUAAUACAAUACUUGAAGUAAUUGAUAAGACAUACACCUUCUAUGUAGACAUUGCUUGCACCCGACUUGCACCACACACAAUUUUAAAGUAAAUUUUGCGCCCGUUUUAACUUCCCAGCGGAAGUUCGAUUUCAGAAUCUAUAUUCAAAUUGAACACUACAUUUUGUAUUACAAAAUCUCAAUACAAAUGCAUGUCUUUUUGAAUUUUAUGUAACGACAAAAUGCAUGACGUUACACGAUUUUGUUUUAGAUAUUCAUUUAUUUUAAUUUUUUAAUUGUACAACGAGAAGAAAAUGAGUGAGAGGACGAGAGAAAGAUAACUGAGAGAGAUAAAGUAGAGAGCAUUUGCAUACAUUUAGCUAAAAUCUUUGCUAUAAUUUAUUUUAUUAACACAAUAUUAUACAAAUGAUAUACAUAUUUUUUUUUCUUCUUCUUCAUGGAUAAAAUGUCACGAUUGAAUUGAUUGCUUCAGUGAACCUUUCGAUUCAGUGUUUUUUUCUCCUUUUAAUUUCAUACUGGUAUUUAAACACAUUGACACAGAGUUUGAAAAAGAAAUAAAAAAAAAGAAAAGUGAUUUUAUCUAUAAAA
This is a messenger RNA of Sitodiplosis mosellana (orange wheat blossom midge), 3708 nucleotides long. Its product is annotated as retinoblastoma-like protein 1. Gene Ontology annotation, molecular function: RNA polymerase II transcription regulatory region sequence-specific DNA binding. The transcript is spliced from 5 exons. The record is from RefSeq and is a predicted model, not a curated record. The coding region runs from base 561 to 3005 and encodes 814 amino acids. Gene Ontology annotation, biological process: cell differentiation; regulation of transcription by RNA polymerase II; negative regulation of G1/S transition of mitotic cell cycle. Gene Ontology annotation, cellular component: transcription regulator complex; nucleus; chromatin. Lineage: Eukaryota; Metazoa; Arthropoda; Insecta; Diptera; Cecidomyiidae.